Messenger RNA from Penicillium daleae, 1311 nucleotides. RefSeq names its product fungal specific transcription factor domain-containing protein. The transcript has a single exon. Gene Ontology annotation, molecular function: zinc ion binding; RNA polymerase II cis-regulatory region sequence-specific DNA binding; DNA-binding transcription activator activity, RNA polymerase II-specific. The coding region runs from base 1 to 1311 and encodes 436 amino acids. The record is from RefSeq and is a predicted model, not a curated record. NCBI's taxonomy places the organism in Eukaryota, Fungi, Ascomycota, Eurotiomycetes, Eurotiales, Aspergillaceae. Gene Ontology annotation, cellular component: nucleus. Gene Ontology annotation, biological process: regulation of transcription by RNA polymerase II; DNA-templated transcription.
AUGUGGACCGGGAAGCUGUACGGCGUGAUGUGCUUAUCCUUGCUCUUCCAUAGUCAGUCCAAUCCUGACUUAGAGAACGUUCGUGGCUCAAUAAAGCAAUACCGUGAAAGAAUUAGCCAAUGCCUGGUAUUGGGUAAGUAUCAUGAUUGUCCUCCGGAUACAAUUGAGACACUUCUCUUCGCUUUAAAUGCACGGUUUCUACAGAGUGGAGAUGCGCAAACGGACGAUCUCAUUUUCCUUGGCAUUAUUGUGCGUAUGGCCCAAAGAAUGGGCUAUCACCGCGAUCCUUCUCAUUUUCCCCACACAUCGCCAUUUCAGGGGGAGAUGCGACGUCGAGUGUGGUCUAUAAUUGUCGACACGGAUGUUCUAGUGUCCGCUCAGGUUGGACUUCCACGACUUCUCCGAGAAUAUCAGUCGGAUACCGCGCCACCCAGGAAUUUACUGGAUGAUGACUUUGAUGAAAAUACAGCCGAGCUACCUCAACCGCGCCCUAGCUCAUUCGAGACACCAACACAGUGGCUGGUGGCGAAGAACAGAUUGAUAUCCAUGUUUGGCAUCAUCACAGACUUUUCAACAUCGAUUCGAAGACCAGAAUACGCAGAAGUCAUGCGCAUGGACAAACUCGUCCAAGAAACAUACACUUCCACACCUGAAAAUCUGCGAGAAAGAUCAAUGAGCAAGUCUCUCAUGGAUACCCCGGGUACAAUCAUUCUUCGGAUUCAAUUAAUCCUUCUCCUAGAGAAGGCAAAAUGUGUACUACACUAUCGAUUUCUUGCUCUAGCAAGAACCGACAAGGGAUUUGCUUUCUCUCGCACCACAUGCAUUGAGUCUGCCCUUCAUGUCCUUGAUUAUCACUUCCUUGUCCACCAGGAAACAAAGCCAGGGGGUCGCCUUUUCAAAGAGCAGUGGAAACUUCUAUCGCCGAUCAUGCGAAGCAACUUCUUACUGGCAACCACUUUGCUUUGCUUGGAGUUGAACUUCCACUUCUCAAUUGAUUCGGCAGCAAAUCCAGAGCAAAUCCCAUUAACCGAAGUCGUGGUCCAGCGGAUCCUUCAGGCUUUGCGAAGAUCUUACACCGUAUGGAUUCAACUGAAAGAUGCACCCAAUGAAUCUGGAAAGGCAGUACAAGCAUUGGAUCUGGUUUUUAGUAAAGCCCAGAGACAGGUUGGAGAUGUCUUCUCGGCUCUUGCCCUCGAAGCUGGCGGCUUGGCAGACGUUACAACUAGCCAACCGCAGAAUGCAGGUAUUGUGGCCUUGAUCCAUUCUAAUUUUCAUGAGAUUAUGGAGUUUGACUUGAAAUUCAACAAAUAA